This is a messenger RNA of Hydractinia symbiolongicarpus, 2319 nucleotides long. RefSeq lists its product as uncharacterized. The record is from RefSeq and is a predicted model, not a curated record. The coding region runs from base 275 to 1570 and encodes 431 amino acids. Lineage: Eukaryota; Metazoa; Cnidaria; Hydrozoa; Anthoathecata; Hydractiniidae. The transcript has 8 exons.
AAAGUAACACGGACAAUUCGAAAAAGAGCCAUUGUCUCAAUAUUUUUGUAAGGUAUUGUGGGUUUCCUGGCUAAGAAGAAAAAAUCAGUCAAAUUUCAGCCUAAAAAUCAUUGUUUCUAUUUUGUACUUAUUUUUCAGCCACACCUACGCCACAUUGUUCUAAUAAAAAUAGGUGUAAGCAGAAAGAUUCUCGAAAGAAAGCUAUUCAUAACAUAAAAUUGCUCAAGCGAGACGUGAAAAUUAUUUUGACUACAAAAACAGAUUCGUGCCGAAAAUGCGCAGUCGAAAAAGAAGCAUGUGGAAGCGGCAGAUCUUCACUGUAUUUUUGUUUUUGAGCAUAAUUUUUCUUACUCAAAGUUUCUCAUGGGAAAUUUUAUCUCGAGAACAACCAGUUAAUGGGGCAAAACAAGAAGAAACUAGCAUAUGCACCAAGGAGAUCGACAUUGUUUUGUUAAUUGACUCUUCCGGUAGCGUUCAUGUGAAAUGGGACGAGAUUAUCGAUGCUGCACAAAUACUUCAGGCAAACUUCAACGUAAACGACAAUUCAACACGUGUUGGUAUCAUUGACAUCAGUGCGAUUGCCAAUGUUUAUAAACAUUUAGAUUCAAAUAAUACCAACGAAGAAGUCUUUCAAAUCCUGGAAAGGUUACGACCAAGACCUCAAAACGGGAUAACGAAUAUGGAAUUGGGUCUGGAAAUGGUGCUGAAAGUGAUGUUUUCAUCAAAUCCAAUGAGGCCAAAUUGCAGGAAAGCAUUAGUGGUGUACACAGAUAUUGCAAUUCAAAAUGGAGCAAUAAAGGACUAUUUUGUUUACAUGACAUCCAACCACAUUGAUGUCUACUUCGUUCAAGUUGGUCCGACACCAGCUAAUUCAGAAAUUACUCACAUGGCAGAAGCCCGCUUGAUAAAUGCAUACAACUUGAGCCAAAGUGGACUUGGUCAGGAAUCAAUAGAACAUUCGAUUUGCUAUGGUGAAACACUUGUAAAAUCAUCAUCUGCAGUUACUUCUAUCGAGGAGAAAGACGGAAGCUUAUAUGCGCACAAUAAACUUCGAGAUAUGCAUGGUGUACCACCACUAGAAUGGGAUACGGAGCUCGCCAAAAUUGCUCAUGACUGGGCGUAUCAUUUGGCCAUGCUAAACAAUGGAUUAAGUCAUUCGUCCAUGACGACCUAUAGUGAAAGUUUAGGUUUGCAUUAUGGUGGUGAUUCGUAUAUGCACUCCUAUGAAACAUCCCUCUUAUGGUAUAAAACUAUUAAAUAUUACAAUUUCAACAAUCCCAUGUACAAUUACUUGGCUGGAACAUUUACCCAAAUGGUAUGGAAGUCAACUGUUAAAUUUGGAUUUGGUAUAGCUUACAGGAACGAUACAAAAACAACAUUCACCGUUGCUACAUAUGCCCCAAAAGGAAAUUACGAGGGUCAAUUUGCUGAUAAUGUACCGCCACCUGUUGCCGGAUUACCACCGAGGAUUCCAGAUAUAUCGGAGUUAAUUUAUCCAAAACUGUCCAAACAAAAAAUGACGAAAGAAGAAUGCGCCCAAAAAUAUGGAACGCUAAGUUACUGCACCUGAUGAAAUUGUAUAGUCUCUAUACCGAUAAUUUGUUUAUGUUUAUGACUUUCUUUGACUCAUUUUUUGUUGUUGUCACGUAAUAUAUCACGAAUGGUUUAAUCUUAAACGAACGUAAGGAAGGAAACAUCGCGAUAGUGCUUGCCUGAAUAACAUGCAGCCCUAUCAUUAUAUGGGUAAAUGCGUAAGUUGAAAAUACCGUUAGUUAUGAAUUUAACGCCUGGUAACUCGAACCUCCAAGAUAUUAAACAAAUAGUUCGACGUUUUCGAGUCAAAAAAGCCCCGUUAAUUUAAGUGUUAUCAGAAAUGAGAUAAUGUAUCCAGUUAUAUUUUGUCAAGAGUUAAUAAAAACUAAAGAAAUCUAAAAUCUGACAUUUAUCGAUCUUUAAUUUCCAUUACUGGAGUAAAAAGUUUGAGUUAAUUGAAGAAAUUAACCUUAAGGGGAAUAAAAAUGGGUCAAGUUAACGAAUACGUUUCUCUCAAGUCAACAGAAUAUUUUUUUAAAGAAGCAUUGAGAAAAUCUUAAGGGACCCAAGAAAACAGUUCGAGAUAAUAAAAGUUUGAGUAAACCACUGUUACCAGGAGUUAACUGUAUAGAGUGUUUUAAGCAAACUUACUGCAAUCUAACGAUUUUUGAUAUUCUGUUUUUCACCCUAAUUUUUAUUACUAUUGUGACUGAGUAGCUGUGUUGUUUUUAUUACGUGUGUCCUUCCAUACAUUACUGUGUUUUCUGAAUAUACUAUAUAUUAAAA